UUGGCUAACCAACCGUCACUGACGGAAAUCCCUUAGAUUAUAUGGCUGUAUUAUAUGUAUGCGUUCUUUUUUAUUUCAUUAGUUUAUCUUUCUAAGACAGACACCAAAUGCCGUGUUUACAGACUUUUAAAGAACUAAAACAGGUCAAGUUAUCGAUACGUGAAAAGGAAGUGUGGUCAUGGCUUUCAGAAUAAAAGCCUCUUACGCGCAUAGACAUUGUUACGUGUUUUACGUAAAGUCUCGCUACUUCCGUUGCGUCACUGGCGAUCACAAUGACUUGACGCAGCUCUGCUUCAAAAAGCGGGUUUUUCACUUUCUCGUGCACGCGCUCUCUCAAUCACACACACACACAUACACACGUGCACGCACACGUACACACACACACACACACACACACACACACACACACACACACACACACACACACACACACACUAUUACUCACUCCUUUCUCUUUUCAAAAGCCCCUUGUGAAGCAGAUUGACAGGCUAGAAUGAAAAUGAGGCGGACGCUCGGUCACGACUUCAGUGCGUACGCGUCCUUUUGAGAAGACCUCUAAACUUGGAUCAUAUCACCAUGGGAGCUAUUUGGGCUGCAAGGGACUUUUGUUUGUUUUUGCUCUUGUUAAAUAGUCGCCAAAGCGCAGCGCUUCCAGAGAUUCGAGCAGAUCCUUGUGCCGAGGGAAGUGAUGGCUGUCACAUUGAUGCUAUUUGUCAGACUACCCAAGGCUCUUACAAGUGCACGUGUAAAGCAGGCUUUAAAGGAGAUGGGAAACACUGUGAAGAUAUAGAUGAAUGUGACUUGGAGUACAAUGGUGGCUGCGUACACGAAUGCAACAACAUACCAGGCAAUUAUCGCUGCACUUGCUAUGACGGAUUCAAUUUGGCACACGAUGGACAUAACUGUCUAGAUGUGGAUGAAUGCAAGUUCAACAAUGGAGGGUGCCAACACACUUGUGUCAAUACCAUGGGCAGCUAUGAGUGCCGCUGCAAAGAGGGCUUCUUCCUCAGCGACAACCAGCACACAUGCAUCCACCGCUCUGUGGAGGGCCUCAACUGUAUGAAUAAGGAGCACGGCUGUGCCCACAUCUGCAAAGAGACACCCAAGGGGGGCGUUGCCUGUGAGUGUCGUCCAGGGUUCGAGCUGGCCAGGAACCAGAGAGGCUGCAUCUUAACGUGUAACCACGGCAACGGGGGCUGCCAGCACACCUGCGAGGACACAGAGAAUGGUCCCAUAUGCAAGUGUCACGUCAGGUACACCCUGCAACCUGACAGGAGGUCGUGUGUAGAGCGAGAUGAAGCCACCACCGAAGCCUCAGACCAUAAUGCCACAUCCUUUACUGAGGUGGACAAACGGGUCAAACGGAGACUCUUAAUGGAGACCUGUGCUGUGAACAAUGGGGGGUGUGACUGCACUUGUAAAGACACAUCCACAGGCGUGCGCUGCAGCUGCCCUAUCGGCUUCACACUACAGCCGGAUGGGAAAACGUGCAAAGAUAUCGAUGAGUGUGAGCUUCAUAACGGCGGUUGCGAACACUUCUGCAGGAACACCAUUGGCAGCUUUGAGUGCAAUUGCAGAAAAGGUUUCAAGCUGCUGACAGAUGAACGUUCUUGUCAAGAUAUAGAUGAGUGUUUUUUUGAGCGGACAUGUGAUCACACGUGUGUGAACUCUCCCGGUGGUUUUCAAUGUCUGUGCAACAAAGGCUACACCAUGUAUGGACUGGCCCAUUGCGGAGAUAUAAAUGAAUGCAGUGUGAACAACGGCGGUUGUGAGCAGGGUUGUGAGAACACCAUGGGUGGAUUUGAAUGCUUUUGCCAUCUUGGUUAUAAGCUACACUGGAACAAAAAGGACUGUAUUGAGGCUGGGGGUUUACCACCUGCAAAACCCCCCUCUAAACCUACCUUGAACUGUAGUAAGCAGGAGGGAGGGGACCGCUGCUUCCUGACAUGCCAGUCCCAAGUUCAUUUCAGCAGUGGGACGGAGGAUUCCUACACUGUGACCUGUGGAAUGCCUUUGCCCUGCUUGGCUGACGCACAAAAGAACAACAGUGGCUCGCAUUGCUUAGGUCCAGAAAUGUCCAGUGUUCCACGCAUUAAGACCACAGCCACUUUCAAGUCUGGCACUACAAAGUGCAACUUAAAACGGAGUCAAGACAGACUCAAGGAGAGCUUGAACUCAGCACGCUCAGAUAGCAGGUUCCUCUUCACUGAAAAUGUCCAAUUCAGCUACGUGAGCCUCCGCUGCACCCCCUCCGGGCAGCGUCCACGCAGCCGCCACGGCAGGAGAGCAGGAGAGGAGGACGGCUCCUCCAUCACAGCUGAGUUUGAGCUGGAUGUGAACCUAGAGGAGGUAACAGCAGAGAGCUGUGACCUGAAUUGUGUGCGUCGACGGUCAGAGAAGAGGCUCAGGAAGACCAUCAGGACCCUGAGGAAGUCCAUCAACCGGGAACAGUUCCACCUCCACUUUGCCGGCUCCGACUACGAGCUCGCCAAGAGUCUGGGUCAGCCGGCAGAACUGCCAGGCCACUGUGUGGCGGGUCAGGUGCUGGUGGGCAGGAAGUGUGUGAGCUGCAGUGUUGGGACGCACUACGACGGCGAUCAGGGAAGGUGUGUUUUGUGCCCGGCGGGAACGUAUCAGGACGAGGAGGGACAGAUGUCUUGUGAGGUCUGUCCUGGACCUGAAGGAAGAGAAGUCUCCAAGGUGGUCGGGGCUCGAAACAUAUCAGAGUGUGGAGGUCAGUGUUCGCCAGGUCAGUACUCUCAUGACGGCUUCAUCCCCUGCCUGCCGUGUCCACUGGGAACAUACCAGCCAGAAGUGGGACGCACCACCUGCUUCCCUUGCGGAGGAAACCUGGUCACCAAGCGCAGUGGCGCCACUACUUUUCAGGAGUGUGAGACCAAAGUUCAGUGCUCCCCGGGACAUUACUACAACACCAGUACACACCGCUGCAUCCGCUGCCCCAUGGGCACAUAUCAAGUAGAGUUUGGUCAGAACUACUGUGUCGCCUGCCCUGGAAAUACCACCACUGAUUUUGAUGGCUCCACUAACAUCAUGCAGUGCAAAAACCGGCAGUGUGGCGGAGAGCUGGGAGAUUUUACCGGCUACAUCGAGUCCCCCAACUACCCGGGGAAUUACCCCGCCAAUAUUGAAUGCACCUGGACCAUCAACCCUCCGCCCAAACGCAGGAUCCUCAUUGUCGUUCCAGAAAUCUUCCUGCCAAUUGAGGACGAGUGUGGAGACUAUUUAGUCAUGAGAAAAAGCUCGCUCUCCAACUCCGUGACGACCUACGAGACUUGUCAGACAUAUGAACGCCCCAUCGCCUUCACCUCUCGCUCCAAGAGACUUUGGAUACAGUUCAGGUCCAAUGAGGGGAACAGUGGGAAAGGCUUCCAGGUCCCAUAUGUUACAUAUGAUGAGGACUACCAAGAGUUGAUAGAAGACAUAGUCAGAGAUGGGCGAUUAUAUGCUUCAGAGAAUCAUCAGGAAAUUCUGAAGGACAAGAAGCUCAUGAAGGCAUUGUUUGAUGUGCUGGCUCACCCACAGAACUUCUUCAACUACACAGCACAAGAAUCAAGAGAAAUGUUCCCUAAAUCCUUCAUCCGCUUCCUGCGCUCCAAAGUCCUGAGAUUCCUGCGUCCUUAGGAUGCACCGGUUGCCACACAGUAGCUUAGAUACUGGCCACAGUAUCUGUUUUAUCCACUCUCCAGUUUGAGAGUAUUCUGUAGUUAUCUGUUUUCACACGGACCGAUACGAGAGUGGACUGCACACCUGAUAAAACCGACCCCGAGGAGAAAGUAGUCAAAGAAGUGGACUUUUAACCGGAGCUUUAAGAGGGAGAAAAGUGGUGCAGAGCAUCCUCAAAUAGGCAUCAGGAUCUCUUCCCUUUGCCUGGAAAUGUGUUUAAUUAGAAGAAUUGUAAUGACUUUAUAACCUCCUUUAAAUUUUCAAGUCACCGUCUCAGGAUGCAAAUCCAAAGUGCUGGUCUGCCUAAUUAUGAUUUUGUUUGCUGAAGAGUCUUCUGCAUUUUCAUCUAAUGGUAUUCAUGUAUUUGAAUAUUGCUAAAUGCUGUACAUUCUAACAUUAUGAGACUUUUGCUUGUAGCGUGGUGAUGAGAAGCAAAUACGGUAGCUAAGCAAAUAUAUACUGAAUCUCAGUGAUACUGUAUAUAGAGUGUGUAUCUAGUUUUAACAUAGGCUACUUUCACAAGUAGAGUUGAACUGACAGAAAAACUGCUAAAUGAAAGAAAUGAUUAUAGCACGAAAUGUUUUCUAAGGAACAUUAGCACUACUAAGAAAGUAGUGGGACCACAAAAGCAAUUAUUCUAAUGAAUGUUUUGUAUAUGAUGUAAAAAGUUUUAGGUGAAAAACGCUACAAUGUCUGGUAGCGACUACAUGUUUGACAGUAUAGAAUUACUGCAGCUCCUGUUUCAGUGCUCGCAACUGUCCUGAAAAACCUUUUCAGAUUCCAAAAAUAAUGGAUUGUGGCUUUUUAUACAUUCAUGACACAACAACCGCUCCAUCUAAAUGACACCAGUGUGCAUUAAUUUCUUUUUUUUGUUUGUUUUUUUUAAUUGUGAACCAACAACCAAAGACAGCUGUUCACUCUGCUGAGAAUUGAGGACAAAGGAAUGAUGUGUUUUUGAGUAACAGUGAUAUCAGAGGUCAGAAUAAAUGAAAAGUCUUGUAAAAUAGAAUUGAGCUAUUCACCUGUCUUAGAUGAUACAUGUAUGUAUAUUUUUUAUGGUUUUGUACAUCUAAUAUGCUGUAAAUAAAGAUAGGAAAC
Molecule: messenger RNA, 4782 nt
Organism: Thunnus maccoyii (southern bluefin tuna)
Lineage: Eukaryota; Metazoa; Chordata; Actinopteri; Scombriformes; Scombridae
Gene: scube2
Product: signal peptide, CUB domain, EGF-like 2
Exons: 23
Coding region: 577-3642 (1021 amino acids)
Biological process (GO): signal transduction
Cellular component (GO): cell surface
Molecular function (GO): calcium ion binding
Source: RefSeq, a predicted model, not a curated record